AUGACGGAACACGAACUUCCACGGCGUUCGUCGAGCACGCUCUCCCGCAUAGCUCAGAGGUUCUCAUUCUCCACCAAGACGUCACCCUCUCCGACACCGACCCAGACUAGAACGACUCUCUUUGAAAAGACCCGAGCCUCGAGCUCCAAUAGUCAAUCAAGCAAGUCCAGCAAAUCCAGCACCGAGCGAAGCCCAGUACGAAGCGGCGAGCUUAGGCGCCAGCAACGGGGGGAGAAGCUUCUUCGCCAAGAGGAAGAGAAGCGUGAACUUGAAGAACGUCGUCGAAUCGAACAUGAACAGGCCCGCAGUGCUGAGGACGAAGAGACUCGGGCACGCUAUGGCGAUGGUGACGAAGGAGACUACCCGACUGAACUCACAACCAUCGGCGAGGCAGUCAAGCUGGAUAUCGACACCAAAGUGACCUUCCGGGCGAGGAUCCACACCCAGCGGAAUAUCUCGAAACACCUCGACUUCAUUCUCUUCCGCGAUCAGACCGAUACGAUCCAAGGCGUAUUGGCACACACGACGCCCAACAUGGUAAAAUGGGUUCAGAGGCUGCACCCCGAAUCCAUUGUUCAGGUAUCUGGCACAUUGAAGAAGCCCGUACAGGAAGUCAAGUCUGCGCAUCACCACCAUGUUGAGGUAGACGUCUACUCCAUCCAUCUUCUAAACCCAGCCAAGGCACCUCCUUUCACCAAUUACCAACCACCAGAGAGCAUGAACUUCAGACUAAACAACCGUAUUCUCGACUUGAGACAUCCAAGCAACCAAGCACUGUUCCGUGUACGAGCCAUGAUCACACGCAAGUUCCGAGAAACACUAGACAACAGCGGCUUCAUAGAAAUCCAAACCCCUAAGCUACAGCCAGCAGCCACCGAGAGCGGUGCCGAGGUGUUCAAGCUGAACUACUUUGGGAGACGCGCAUUCUUGGCACAAAGCCCUCAGUUGGCAAAGCAAAUGGCCAUCUCUGCCGACUUUGGCAAGGUGUAUGAAGUUGGUCCCGUUUUCCGUGCGGAAAACUCCAACACACACCGCCAUCUGACCGAAUACACCGGGCUCGACAUCGAGAUGAAGAUCCACAAGCAUUAUCACGAGCUCAUCAGAGUCAUUGAUCAAGUACUCAAGAACAUCUUCACAGCCGUUCAGGCGAUGCCCGAACUAAAGAUCAUCCGUGAGCGGUUCCCGAGCGAAGACCUGGUCUGGUUGGACGAGACCCCCAUCGUCCCGUUUCCCGAAGGAUUGCAGAUGCUCCGUGAUGACGGCCGCGAUGUGGCCGAGGAAGACCUUUCCACACCGGAUGAGAUCCGACUGGGUGAACUGGUUAAGCAGAAGUACGGAACCGACUACUAUAUCCUGGACAAGUUCCCUGCGAAUGCUCGCCCAUUCUACACACAUAAGGCAGACGACCCGUUCUGGACCAACUCCUUCGACAUUUUCAUUCGAGGGCAAGAAAUUUGCACCGGAGGCCAACGUAUCAACGAUCCCACGGAGCUGCGCAAGAACAUGGCCGAUAAGGGUAUUUCAGAAGAGGAAAUGGCCGAGUAUCUGCAAGCUUUUGACCUUGGUGCACCCCCGCACGGUGGUGCCGGUCUUGGUCUGGAUCGUGUUGUGUUCCUUCUCCUGAACCUAGGAGAUGUACGAUACGGCACUCUCUUUUACCGCGACCCGAAGUCGUUGCCCCAGCGGUCGUUCACUCUGCCUCACCCAAAUGCCGACACCACCAAGGCCUGGGCAGGCAAAGAGAUGCCACGGCUGGAAGAACUCAUCGCCAACUACGGCGAUGCCAGCAACACUUCGUGGCUUGAUGAACGAUUCGAACUCUGGCGGCACAGCAGUGGUGCCGCGGUCGGCUACGUCAAGCGAGGCAAGUUUGCCAUGAUCACUGGAGACCCUCUCUGCGAUCGUGGUCAAUACGAGGAAGUGAUCCCAGCUUUUAUUGACUUUGUCAAAGAUGAGCUAAAGUUGACACCCGUAUGGAUGUUGGUCUCCAACAAAGUUCAUGAAAUCCUGGGACGCCGCAUCGGCUGGCGAACCAUGAGCUGCACCGUAGAGCAGCGGGCUGAUGCCGAUCAGCAUACUACGCCUGACGGCCGCGCCGCUCGCCGCGUCAAGAAGGAGGGCAUCAAGGUCCGCGAACUCAAGCCUGAUGAAGACUUCAUGCGGCGCGCCAAUCUAUCUAUCGAGGCAUGGAAGGAGAAGCGCAAGGGGAAGACGCAGGUGCAUCUCACGGAGAUCCGUCCCUGGAUCGACCAGGCUCACCGCCGCUACUUUGCCGCCGAAAAGGACGGCAAGGUCCUGUGCAUGGUCGUGCUUGCGCAGCUGGCACCUCGAUACGGAUGGCAGGUCAAGUGGGCGCUCGACUUCCCCGACGCCCCCAAUGGCACGAUUGAAGUUCUCGUCGAACAUGCUCUCUCGGCCAUCUCAGGCCCUGUCACUUUUGGCGCCGGCGUCAGCGAAAAGUUCAUCCCGGGUGAGCACCUGCACGGCGUCAGGGCCAAGUUCCUCAGCAAGACCUACGCCGGCAUCGUCAAGAGUCUGGGUCUCGGCAAGAAGGCCGAAUUCAGGGACAAGUUUGGAGUUUUGGGCGAGCAGGUCUAUCUCUGCUACCCGCGCCGCGGCGUAAGUCUCUUUGAUCUCAAGCAGGUCGUCAAAUUCUUCAUGGACGAAGAUGAGGCCAAGGUUUCAGCCAGUUGA
Messenger RNA from Colletotrichum godetiae, 2694 nucleotides. RefSeq names its product aspartyl-tRNA synthetase. The record is from RefSeq and is a predicted model, not a curated record. The coding region runs from base 1 to 2694 and encodes 897 amino acids. Gene Ontology annotation, molecular function: ATP binding; RNA binding; aspartate-tRNA ligase activity. Lineage: Eukaryota; Fungi; Ascomycota; Sordariomycetes; Glomerellales; Glomerellaceae. Gene Ontology annotation, biological process: aspartyl-tRNA aminoacylation. Gene Ontology annotation, cellular component: cytoplasm; cytosol; aminoacyl-tRNA synthetase multienzyme complex. The transcript is spliced from 2 exons.